Messenger RNA from Dictyostelium purpureum, 2070 nucleotides. RefSeq lists its product as uncharacterized. Bases 1 to 2070 code for a protein of 689 amino acids. The record is from RefSeq and is a predicted model, not a curated record. Gene Ontology annotation, cellular component: membrane. Gene Ontology annotation, molecular function: alpha-(1->3)-fucosyltransferase activity. The transcript is spliced from 3 exons. Lineage: Eukaryota; Evosea; Eumycetozoa; Dictyosteliales; Dictyosteliaceae.
AUGUUAUUUUAUAGCGAAUUUAAAAUUCAAAUAUAUAAUCCCAAUUUAAAUUUAUAUCAAGAUCCUUUAUAUGUAUCAAAACAUUUAUUAGACAGUAGAAAACAAAAUGAAAUUGUAGUGUUUCUAUGGGACCCCGUAUCUGAGGAUAGUGAUUGGACUUCAAUUUUAAAAUCAAAUUACUUGUUGACAGAGGAACAAAUCAAAGAGUAUAAAAAUAGUAAACAAAAUCAAAAAGAGCAAAUAUUAAAUCAGCAGCAGCAAUCUGGUGAUAUUAUAGAAAUCAAUGAAAAUAAUGUUUGUCCAGUAUCAUGUAAAUUUACAAAUGUUCAAGAAGAGUUGGUAGAGUCACAUUUAAUUUUAUUCGAUCCAUAUUAUUUAGAUAAAGAUAAUUGGAAGAGAAUACCACUAAGCUUGCCAGAGAAACAUCCUCAUCAAAAAUUCGGUCUAAUGCAUUAUAAAGCAAAAUCAGAAUAUUCAAUUUUAAAUAGUGAUAGUUAUAACAAUUUAAUGGACCUCAGAAUUUCAUAUUAUAAUAGUACAUUUAAAGAUUUAGAUAUUACACUAGCAUGUCCACCCAAUUCAUCAUACUCCAUCAAAAAUACAAUGGAUUUGUUAUUGAACAAACACUCUGAUGAUGAUUUUAUUAAAAGGAAAUCAAUGGUAUUUAUUUCAUCAAAUUGCAAUGACGGUUUAUCUUCAAUUAGAACUAAACUUGUUGAAAUCAUGUCAAAGAAACUGCAAAUUGAAUCAUUAGGUAGUUGUUUAGCAAAUACAAACCUUGUUAUUAAAAAAAAAUCACAAAUCAAGAAUCUCUAUGAAAGAAUUCAAUAUAAUAUGAAUAUUUACAAGCAAUAUAAAUUUGUCAUUUGUUUUGAAAAUGAUAACUCAACAAAUUAUAUUACAGAAAAAGUAUUUACAGCUUUGUACGCUGGUGCCAUACCUAUAUAUAUGGGCACAAAGGAUAUUAGUAAUUGGGUACCAAGUGGAUCUAUAAUAAAUCUAAAUGAUUUCAAAACUAUUGAUCAAGUAAUAAAAUAUAUUAAAGAUAUUAAAGAUGGAAAAGUAGAUUAUAAGAGAUUUUUUGAAUGGAAAGAAAAGGGCGAAUUGGAACCAAAGGUAAUAGAUAAAUUAGAACGUUGUAUCAACUCUAUCAAUACAAAGUGCAAAAUUUGUCAAGAGUUAAGCAAGCAUUUAACAAAAGCAGAUAGAGACUACCGUUUAUCAACAAUGUCAGUAGAUCAUUCUUUUAGUCACUACACACCACUAUACUUGGAGAUGAAGGGUUUAGGAGAUCAUAUUUUAGUUCAACAAGACAAUAGCCCAUGCAAAGGCUCACUAAAUUUACAAGACCAUUACACAUUAAUGGCAUGGGUUAGACCAUUGUCAUUUGGUGAUCAAAGAAUAUUGGAUAAAAAUCAAGCUGGUAAAAUUGAUGGUUUUAAUUUUGAUAUUCAAAAAACAGAAUCAGGUCGUGGGGUUGUUCGUCUUUGUGCUGGUGAUAACUGCUUUGAAAGCCAUAACUCAAUUUCAAAUGAUCUGUGGUAUCACGUCGCAGUCGUAUUCGAUUGUAAUAACUUUGAUGUACAUAAGAAUAGAGUACGUUUCUAUAUUAACGGUAAUAAAGACGCAGUAUACGAUAAUUUCACACCAACUAAAAAGAACCGCCAUCCAUUGGUAAUUGGUAGAACAAGCAAUGGUCCAGAUUCUCAUUCAUUCCAUGGUAAGUUAGAUAAUAUAAUGAUUUUCAACAAGUCAUUAUCUCAACAAGACAUCAAGCAAUUAAUUUGGGAUAAGCCUUCUUUAGAUUAUAAUAUUGUUGGUUUCGAAGGUCAAACAGAUAAACCAUUGUCAAUCUCGGAAGAAAAAUUAAAAAGAUUUAAAAUUUAUCAAAAUUUGGUUUUAUAUUACGAUUUCGAUAAUAAUCCAUCACAUGACAAAACUGACCGUUUAUUUAUUAAAGAUCAAUCAUUAUGUGGUAAUCAUGGUAGACUUUCAAAGGGUCCAAGAGAAGAUUUCCCUGAAAAAUUUGCUUCAAUUAGUAAAGAAUAUACUUUUAAUAAAUUUUUAUAA